Molecule: messenger RNA, 1380 nt
Organism: Suricata suricatta (meerkat)
Lineage: Eukaryota; Metazoa; Chordata; Mammalia; Carnivora; Herpestidae
Gene: SLC10A1
Product: solute carrier family 10 member 1
Exons: 5
Coding region: 49-1098 (349 amino acids)
Biological process (GO): bile acid and bile salt transport
Cellular component (GO): membrane
Molecular function (GO): bile acid:sodium symporter activity
Source: RefSeq, a predicted model, not a curated record
AACAAGGGGUGCGCCGGGUCCCUCGGCCUUCCGCUGCCACGCAAGAGAAUGGAGCUCCACAAUGUGAGUAACUCACUCAACUUCACCCUCCCUCCCAACUUCGGCAAGCGCCCCACUGACAAAGCCCUGAGCGUCAUCCUGGUGUUCUUGCUGCUCAUCAUCAUGCUCUCGCUGGGCUGCACCAUGGAGUUCAGCAAGAUCAAGGCUCACUUCUGGAGGCCCAAGGGGCUGGCCAUCGCCCUGAUAGCGCAGUAUGGCAUCAUGCCCCUCACCGCCUUUGCACUGGGCAAGGUCUUCCAGCUCAACAACAUCGAGGCACUGGCCAUCCUCGUCUGCGGCUGCUCCCCUGGGGGGACCCUGUCCAACAUCUUCAGUCUGGCCAUGAAGGGGGACAUGAACCUCAGCAUCGUGAUGACCACCUGCUCCACCUUCUGUGCCCUGGGCAUGAUGCCCCUCCUCCUGUAUAUCUACUCCAGGGGGAUCUACGCCGGGGACCUGAAGGACAAGGUCCCCUAUAAAGGCAUUGUGGUAUCGCUAGUCCUGGUUCUCAUUCCCUGUGCGGCUGGGAUCUUCCUCAAUGCCAAACGGCCACAAUAUGUACCCUAUGUCAAGAAGGGAGGGACAAUCAUCAUGGUUUUGUUAAGUGUGGCCAUCACAGCACUCUCAGUCAUCAACGUGGGCAAGAGUAUCAUGUUUGUCAUGACGCCGCACUUGCUGGCCACCUCCUCCCUGAUGCCUUUUGUCGGCUUCCUGCUGGGCUACGUCCUCUCUGCUCUCUUCCGCCUCAAUGGAAAGUGCAGGCGCACCGUCAGCAUGGAAACCGGAUGCCAAAACGUUCAACUCUGCUCUACCAUUCUCAAUGUGACGUUCCCCCCCCAAGUCAUUGGGCCACUUUUCUUCUUCCCUCUCCUCUACAUGAUUUUCCAGCUUGGAGAAGGGGUUCUCCUCAUCUCCAUUUUUCGUUGCUAUGAAAAAAUCAAGCCUUCCAAGGAUAAAACAAAAAUGAUCUACACAGCUGCUCCAACUAAAGAAACUAUUCCAGAAGCCCUAGGAAACGGCACCCACAAAGGGGAGGAGUGCUCCCCUUGUACAGCCUAGCUCCCCCAAUGUACUGGAUUCUGGUCUGAGGGUCAUUCAGAAGCCAGUGUGAUAGAGAGCAAACAGAGAAAAGGAAUACCAGAGACGGAGUCUCUCUCCUGAACUGCCAGCAGAAACUACCAGAGCCGACAAACCUCGCCUGGCGGGAGCACAGAUGAGUCUACCUAAAGAGCCUCGCCCAAACCCCCAGUAUCCAAGUUGAUACCUGUUUAAAAAACAAAAACUUGUGGGUGCCUGGGUGGCUCAGUGAGUUACGUGUCCAACUCUUGACUCUAGCUCAGG